Limulus polyphemus (Atlantic horseshoe crab) is the source of this 6310-nucleotide messenger RNA. Its product is annotated as roundabout homolog 1-like. The record is from RefSeq and is a predicted model, not a curated record. The transcript has 29 exons. The coding region runs from base 303 to 4787 and encodes 1494 amino acids. NCBI's taxonomy places the organism in Eukaryota, Metazoa, Arthropoda, Merostomata, Xiphosura, Limulidae. Gene Ontology annotation, cellular component: axon; plasma membrane. Gene Ontology annotation, molecular function: cell-cell adhesion mediator activity. Gene Ontology annotation, biological process: axon guidance; homophilic cell-cell adhesion; dendrite self-avoidance.
CAGGAAUCGGGCGAUGUUUAAGAGAAAGUUGCCGCUCUCCCCCCUCUAAGUACCAUUCUAGCUGGAACUGACGAAAAAAAAACUCGAAAGGGGCUGGCAAGUAGCAACAUUUGAUGAACCUAAUAACUUCUACAUUUAACUUAACGAGUCACAGAACAGAAUGAUUAUCUAAACAAUUAAGAAGAUUUUUGUAGAUAACGUGAAAGAAUGGAUAAAUAGUGCUAAUCUUUUCUGGUUUCGUGAUGGUUAAUUUGGGACCUACAACUGGUUUCAGAAGAUCUAUCUCUUCAUAGAAUUCCAUAAUGCAUCGAAAAUUGCUUAUAUUAACAUCUUUGUCUUUAUUUCUGCUAUAUUCAGAUGCUCAGUCAAGAGCUCCAAGAAUUACGGAGCAUCCCAGAGACUUACUGGUUAAAAAACAACAGCCUGCUAAACUCAACUGUAAAGCUGACGGUGUACCGACCCCGGUAAUUGAAUGGUAUCACAAUGGAAAACUGGUAGAAGGGACUUCCAAUCGGAUUAUGCUCGUUAAUGGCGUUGGCGUGGCACUCUUUUUUCUUCACGUCCUCCACGGCAAGAGGGACCAGGACACGGGGACCUACUGGUGCGUUGCACGAAAUCAUUUAGGUGAAGCAAGAAGUCGUAACGCAACGCUGGAAGUUGCAAUUCUUCGUGAUGAUUUUCGAGCUAAUCCAAGAGAUAUUCAGGUGGCAAGAGAAGAUUCCGCAACAUUGGAAUGUGCGCCACCUAGAGGUCAUCCAGAUCCCAAGGUGUCUUGGGAGAAAAAUGGCCUUCCAGUCGACAGUGAAGGCGGUCGUGUUCGUAUAACAGGAUCUGGAAAUCUAGUGAUUGAGGACGUGCGACAGACUGAUCAAGGGAAAUACGUUUGUAUAGCAGAGAAUAUGGCGGGUGUUCGGAACUCUUCUCCAGCCAUCUUAUCUGUUCGUGUGAAGCCGUAUUUUAUCAAGGAACCAGAAGAUGUCUUGGCGUUAUCUAAUCAAAAUGUAGACAUUGCUUGUCUCGUGGACGGUGACCCUACACCCACAGUUACUUGGCACAGAAGAGAUGGGAAAAUGCCUAUAGGAAGAGCUCAAAUUCAAAAAAACAAAAGUCUAAGAAUCACUCAGGUUAGAACAGAAGAUGAAGGACUUUACAUGUGUGAGGCUGAGAAUGCCGUUGGUAUAGCAUCAGGAUCAGCAACUCUAACUGUUCAUUCUCAACCAUCUUUUGCCGUGAAACCUAAAAAUCAACGGGUUGGUCUAAAUGGGAUAGCAAAAUUUGAAUGUGUAGCAUCUGGAAACCCACCUCCUUCUAUAUUUUGGACAAAAGAAGGCAACCAGGCACUGAUGUUUCCUGAGAACUCUUAUGGUAGAUUUUCAGUCACCUCACUUGGAACUCUCAUCAUUUCUGGUGUCAUCAAAGAAGAUAAGGGUUAUUAUGUAUGCUCAGCUUUAUCUGUUGUGGCAUCAACAAUGACAAAAGCUCAUCUGGAUGUCAUUGCUGUAGCAGAUCUACCUCCUCCAAUCAUCCGGUUAGGACCUGCUAAUCAAACCCUGCCCCAGAAUACCAUGGCUAUGUUGCCAUGUGAAGCUGAAGGAAUUCCAGGUCCAAACAUCCAGUGGUUUUUUAAGUCAGCUUCUGUUGAUGUUAACAAUCCAAGGUUUUCUAUUCUAGACAGUGGAACCCUACAAAUUGAUGAUUUACAACCACUAGAUUCUGGGUUGUACACUUGUACUGCUUCCAGCGAAAGUGGAGAGACUUCAUGGAGUGCUACUUUGUCCGUUGAAUCUCCUCGGAAUCCUAAUGCUAUCUUUCAUCGAAUGUUUGACCCAUCAACUUUCCCUGGUCCUCCUGGUAAACCAACUGCAAUCAAUGUCACAGAAACAGCUAUCACGCUGAGAUGGCUACGGAGUUCAAAACUUGGUGACUCACCACUUAUUGGAUAUACUGUUGAAUACUACAGUAGUGAUUUGAAAAGAGGCUGGAUGGUAGCAGCACGUCGUGUGAAGAGAGAAAGUUUUGUUGUACACAACUUACGACCAGAUUCUCACUAUGUUUUCUUAGUUCGUGCAGAGAAUUCUCAUGGACUAAGUGUGCCAAGUGAGAUUUCAGAUGUUAUUUGCACUCUUGGCUUACCAUCACAUAUUUUACCUGAAUAUGAUCUUGAAGAAGCCCGUUAUUACCUCAGUACCAGCAUAGUCAAGUUGAAAGAUGCUCGAGCCAUAAGCUCAACAGCUGUGAAGCUUAUGUGGGAGAUUCAAAGUAACUUGGGUUAUGUUGAAGGAUUCUACAUACGGUUCCGUGACUCUAGUGGUAGAUCACAAAAAUACAACAUGAUCACAGUUUUGAAUGGUGCUGCAACCUCAUAUGUACUGACUGACCUCAGAAAGUUCACCAAGUAUGAAUUCUUUCUGGUUCCAUUCUAUAAAAGUGUUGAAGGUCCACCAAGCAACUCACGUAAAGCCCAAACUCUAGAGGACGUGCCAUCAGCACCACCAGACAAUCUUAAUGUGAAAUUAAAAAACCUGACAGUGGCUGUAAUAUCCUGGUCUUCUCCUCCACCUCAAUAUAGAAAUGGAAUUUUACAAGGUUACAAUAUUCACAUUCUGAAGAACACUUCUCAACUGCAUUCCAACAUCACCACCAAUGGCACCACAACUUUAAUUACUGUUUAUAAUCUCACAGCUGGCCACAAGUAUAGUGUUAAGGCAGUGGCCUUUACAUCUGUUGGUAAUGGACCUUUCAGUGCCCCCGUAGCAUUAGUUAUGGACUCUAGCUAUCUGAACGAUCAACAUGAUAGUGGCCCAGCAUCUACAUCUCUUACUAGCUCUAUCCAUGAUACACUGCAGCAGCCCUGGUUUAUAGCUCUUAUUGGUGGUAUUUUGUGUCUACUUUUAUCCAUCUUCUUUAUUGUCCUCUUCUUAUGUCGUCGCAUGGCUUGGAAGAAAGCUUUAGAAGCCCACCUCCCUGUUGCUGCUCACAAAAGCGAAGAUGUGAGGGCUGGGGUCAGUAACCAUGAGGCUUUGUGGAUUAACCAUACUUGGCAUCCUACUGAUGGCAAAACUGGACAGAACAUUAGUGAAUCCAAACUUCUAAACAAAGAAACUUCAGCAAAUGAUCUCAACUAUGCCAGCGUCUACUCGCCACUUCAGUAUGAAGUGAAUGGUUCUGAUUAUGCUGAAGUUGAUUCACACAGUAUGACAACAUUCUACAAGAAAGGAAGCUCCUCUGUUCCUGCACCAUAUGCUACAACAACACUAAUUAACCCUUCAUCUUACAAGACCUGUACUGGAUCAUUUAAAGACCAACGAAGCAGCGGAGCAUCUGAUGACACCAGCAGAAAAUCUGAAAGAAUGAUUGAUGUUGAACCUUUCAGAAUGGGAGAAGAUCACCUUAUGGAACAGCUUUUAGAUCCUACAAGACAGGCAAGUCCUGCAAGUGAAUCAGGAAGUUACACAACAGAUGAGCAUGGAGUUCCAGUGAAAAAAAAGAGGCUCAAAGCCAUAAGAGCAAACCCUAAUGUUCCUGUUGUAAAUUGGGCAGAUCUCAUCCCACCACCUCCAGAUCGUCCCCCUAGUGAAGCAGGAUCAUCUGCUGGAAUCCCUUCUGUGCACAGGGGACCAUUUUCUGCUGAUAACAGAGUACUUAAGUCUCAGGUUUCAGGAUAUUCCCAGAUACCGGGCUGGCCUUUCUACAACCCCAGAAUUUUCCAGUCCCCAACUGGUAGUUAUCAAAGUGUUCCUUCUAUGAGGGGAACUCCCCCUCAAACGGGUUCUAAUUCCAUGGAUCGUACAAUGACACCCACAAUUAAAAUGGGUACUUGUAUUCCUGGUUUUCCUUUUCCACACGAAAGGACAAGUCCUGCUCCAUCUUGUUCUACACAUUAUCAGCAUCAUCUAAUGGAUAGAGCUAUUCAGUCAUCACUUCCAUCUUUGAUCAGUGAACCUCACAGUGUGUCCCCAAUGGGUGGAAGGAUGAUGACCAAUCAGAAUAGGCCACACCCUUACCUGCAAAGAAAUGGUACUGGAGAUUAUGAAGUUGGUCCCAGUGACAGGUACACUGUAGAAGAACCAGGUGACUAUGAGUUGCCAAAUGGACAACAUACACCAGAAUCAAGUGUAGCAGAAGAAACAGAUUAUGCUCCAAAUUUUGCAGCAUUACCUCCAUGGACGAGCACAACUGAUCAGAGCAACAGUUCCUGUACUAGUGCACGAUCAAGCAGUGUGAGCUCCUCAGACGGGUACUUUUAUGCUGAAGCUGAUUUUGCUAGUGCUGUGGCCAGAGCUGCUCAGAAUGCUGGUUACAUGGUAGAUGGAACAAUGGUGACCAAUCCUACUAAUGGUUUAGGCAAGAAACAAAUCUCUCGGCAACGAGCCCCUCGACCAACAAGCCCCUACAGUACCGACAGCAGUGUUAGUGCUACAAUACCUCACCGGUCUGAAUAUCCAAAACACAGAAAAAAACAGCUACACAGUGAUAACAAGACAGGAGCACGACCACAACCAAAUUCUCAACAAACCACUUCAACACAACAUUCAGGGCCUAGCAGAUUAUAUGAUCUACCAUCUGAUGAUCCUGCCAGAAGCAAAGAUUCAACCCCUAUUCAUAAUGGAGUUGAUAUGUCAAAUAAGAAUAGAAGAGAAAUUAUCAAUUGUGAUGUCACUCAAGAAACUCCUAAAUCGGAAGUCAUUAACAAUGUGCCAUUUGCACAUACUACAAAAGAGAGAUUUGAAAACAAAUCAACAGAGAGCAGACCUCAAGAGCCAAUAUAUCAGGAUAAACUGAUUUAGUGAUAAGAUAAAGAAGACCAGGAUUUAUAACAAGGUUGUGUGUAAUAGUGAAAUGAAGUUUCAAGACAUCUGAAAAAGCUGUGUAUGCUACCCUGAUGGGUUGAUGAAACAUACUGAAAUAUUUACAAAUUAGAUAAGUGCAGAUGCAAAGUUAACCAGUCAACAGUCUGCAGAUAUCCAAGUUAUCGUGAUCAUUUUCGGUUGUGCCAUACAGAUACCAACAGAGAGUGUACAGUUUGUUUUAGGAAAAUACUGUUUUACCUAGAUAUUACUGUAACUUACAAAUCUUUUGGGAGUUACUCAACAAGAACUUAUUUCUUAGUGAACAUUUAGUAAAUGGAUAAAGUAUAAAUUUUGACCUUUGGCACAAUGUUUCUAACUUGUGUAAAGAUUUUAAAGAAAUUUGUUAGAUUUCAUAGAGAACAGAAAAACAAACUUUGUCUCUCAUCUGUCAUUGUUCCAUAAAUGUAUGUUAAAUGUUGAUGCUCGAAAAGGUAUGUCAAGUUAACCUAGAGACAAGCCGUUAACAUAUCUGAAACAUGCAGCCAAGAAGGGCUUAGUGAAUAGUGCUCAAAGUUGUGGGAUUGGUUUAAUUAUAAUUUCAGAAUACAAAGAACAGUGUCUGCAACAACUGUGGAUUGGAGCAAAAGUGUAUAAAUAGUCUAUUGAUGUUGUCUCUCAUUGUAAGAAUAAGAAAUAUAAAUGCCAGAUAUCAACAGUACCUGUAAGUAAUUGUGUUGUACGAAUAAAUCUUAUAUGUACUGAAUGUUAAGACAUCAUUCGUUAUGAGCAGAAAAAACAAUAGGAUAAAACAAAAUAUUCUGUGAUUUAUUUACUGUGUUGAAUAUAAUUUCAAAGAAAACUGUCAGCAAUACAAUAAACUCCAAACAAUUUAAUAUUUGUGCUUUUUUUGAACUGUUUAUAAUCUGCAGUGUGUGUGUGUGUGUAUAGACACACAUGCAUAUAUAUAUAUAUAUAUUAUGUAUUAUGAAUGUGUGUUUGCAUGUGUGCCUGUGUAUAAUGGGUACAUGCACUGUAAAUGGCCUUCAUUUAGGUCUUUAUGUAUAAUAUGAGCCAUAUCAGCAUUUUAGCUGGAAUUGCUUAUACAACAGUAACAAAAGAAUACUGUUGAGUAUUGAACUUGUUACUGGGAAAACAGAAGAUUUAUAAAACAUGCUUAACAGUUUAAAACAAGAAAUUAGAUAUUCAUGCCACUUAAGCAUUUAUAAAGUCCUAUAAAUAUAAUGGUUAAAGCCAGAAUUCAAACUUAUAUGAAGGGUGUUUACACUGCAUUGUGCUUUAUCUCAUGUAGAAAAAAAUUACCCUUUUUUAUGUAAAUAUAAAGUAAAUCUAUCCCAAUUUUAAUGAAAUGAUUGCAAGUUAAAAUAGCUGACAAUUUUUACAUUUUCAUAAAUGUUUGUUUAGGAGUGUAGAGAUAUUUAAUUGAUAAUUACUUUGUAAAAUUGAUUGCACUGGAAUGUACAGCAUUUUGAAAAAUAAAUAAAUGGUCAUCAGAUUGUUAA